This is a messenger RNA of Uloborus diversus, 1851 nucleotides long. RefSeq names its product serine/threonine-protein phosphatase 6 regulatory ankyrin repeat subunit B-like. Lineage: Eukaryota; Metazoa; Arthropoda; Arachnida; Araneae; Uloboridae. The transcript is spliced from 2 exons. The record is from RefSeq and is a predicted model, not a curated record. Gene Ontology annotation, molecular function: protein binding. The coding region runs from base 1 to 1851 and encodes 616 amino acids.
AUGUCGAUCAACGAGCGAAUCAAGAAACUUGAAAGUGAAAGAAUAAAAAGUAAAAAAGAAGGAACUAUCGGAAUAAAAGUGCCUGCAAGGUCCAGAUCCUCGGGACGGGUUGAAGCUGGAACAAAACUGCACCACGCCAUUUUGUACGAAAAUUCUACAGCUGCUCGAGACAUUCUAAAGAACAAAGAGAGCAAUCUCAUUGAUGAAAAGGACAAGGAAGGGAACACCGCGCUGCACUUGGCUGCCACUUACGGACUAAAAGGACUUAAAAUGCUACUCGACGCCAAGGCAAACACGAGGCUUCAAAACAGUGAGGGGUUCACGCCCCUCCACUGCGCUUUGAUUUGGAGAAGGGUGGAUGUAGCUAUGAUUCUCUUGGAUUACGAUGCCAAAAUAGACCUCCACGACAGGCAUGGGCGCACUCCGUUACACAUUGCUGCCGAGCAAGGAGAUGUGGAUAUAGUGAGGAGACUGCUGGCCUCUAACGUGAAUACUCGUCUUCAAGACGCGGAGGGACACAUACCAUUGAACUGCGCCCUGCGUUCGAAAAAGCGCUACGGAGAAAAAGUUGCCCAACUCCUUCUCGAUUCCGACAGUGCAAUCAACUUUCGCGACAGAAAAGGGAGGACCCCCUUACACUGGGCUGCACAGUAUGGGAAAGUGGCGGCGGUGAGGAAGUUACUGCGAGCGGGCGCGAUCGCAAGUCUUCAAGAUCGCAGCGGGAGUACGCCCCUCCAUCUCGCUUUGCGCCAGGAAAGAACGGAUGCUGCUGCAGUUCUCGUGGAUCACGGCGGGAAAAUAGACAUUCGAGAUCGCUACCGCAUGACGCCGUUACACUGGGCAGCAGACACUGGAAAGACCGUACUAGUGCGGAAGCUGCUGGACGCCGGCGCGAAUACGCGUCUCCGGGACUUCCAGGGUCGAACACCCUUACACCUUGCUAUCGAUAGUAAGAAGGCGAAUGCGGCAAAAGCCCUCGUGGAUUCCGACAGUGAAAUCGAUCACCAAGACUGGAACGGGGAGACUCCUUUGCUUUUGGCUGCAUGUAUGGGAUAUGUGGGUGUGAUGAGAAAGCUGUUGGACGCAGGUGCUGAUGCUGGAGUACAAAAUACAAUGGGCAGAACGAUUAUACGUUAUUCUCUUCAUCAGGGGACAAACAAACUCCUCCUGGCAGCCAACGGGGCAAACGACCUUCAAGACAAGCAUGGACGGACUGCCUUAUUUUCUGCUGCCUGUAGGAAAAAUUUAAAGAAACUGGAGAGUCUGGUUUUCUGUGACGUACAUCCCCAUAUAAGGACCGAUACCCUGCACUAUCCGAUUAGUUACAACGCUCCGGAAACUUUCAAGCCACUGCUUUCCGCAAUUGCCUUGAGGGACAUUGCAAUCGAUUGGGAGGAUCCGAGAGUUUUUCCACUACCGGGUAGUAAAGAGCCUUGCAGGAUAAUCCUUGCGCAAUGUCAAGCCGAACUCCAACGGAUGAAAGAGGCAAAGGUGCAAGCAACAAACGUCUCCUACUACGAUCUCGUGAAAAAUGACGUGAGCAGGGUGGCCCUCUAUCUCGAGAUCGGGGACAUCCGCUGGCGUUGGGCGGAAGGAGUGGAGGACUUUCCGAUCUACGCGGAAUGGAUUGCUUUCAAAAUGAAGAGGGCCGAGAAGAGGAGGAACCUGUAUGAGCAGUGUCUGGAUUGCUUCGGCGUCUUGUCUGAAAAGUAUUCUUUCCUGCCCCGAACGGUCAUGCGCAUUAUUUCACAUCAUUUGAGUGAGCGAGACAUGCGAAGUUUAGUUGCAUCCUUCAAAUGCAUAAACAAAGGUGUGAAACGCAUCUGUUGUCCAAUAGGGAAAAAGUGCUAA